CCAUUUAAAAGAUGCAUGCCUCGACUUGUUGUUAACUAGGUAGACUCGUCAAGUGUGGGUGUCUCGUAGCUAGCCCUCUUAUCAACCACAUCCACAUGACCCCCAAGCUUCGAUCCAUUGCGUAUAUAAGCCUUCGCUGAUCUCCUUAUCACCUCCCACCCUUCACAUUCCCACUCUUCCACGUGUUUCCAAUUAAAUAAUCUCUCACUAUGCCCAAACCAACCACCACCGCAAACACGAGGACAGAGAUAUGGCGAGGUCGUAUGAUCUCAGCUCUACGAACCACACUGGCCUGCACCAUAGUGGGCUGCACCUCCCUCUAUGGCCCAGAGUCCCUCCGGCGCUACCUCCAAUUCCCGGCGUACUCCUACUUGACCACGAUUCUCAUAGUGUCGGACGCAACGCUGGGCGACAGCCUGAGGGGUUGUUGGCACGUAUUCUGUGCAAUCCUGAUGGCCAUGAUCCUGUCCAUUGCUGGGCUGCAGUUGAUAGGGCCGGCCAACCUGACGGUGCCGCUCGCCGCAGUGGCGGUGGCUGUGGGGUCGUUUGUGGUGGCGAUGCCCGAGUCUACACACUUGAUGAGCAAGAGGAUAGCGUUUGGUCAGCUGGUGAUUGUGUACGUGAAGGCAGUGAUAGACGGAGCAGAGGCGGGAGUGAUGGUGCAUCCCAUUCAAGUGGCUUCCAGCACAUCCCUGGGAGCACUUGCCUCUGUACUGGCUAUGUUGUUACCUUAUCCUCAUCUUGCAUGCCACCAGAUACGGAAUGUCUACAAAUUAUAUGCUGCAAAUGCCUCCGAGAGGCUGAAUCACAACCUACAGGCCAUUUCUACCUUGGACAACUCAACUGCUCUUGAACUGGUCACUAGAGCCAGGUCUCUCUCCCCAGUAGGAUCCAAGCUUCUCCAUUGCAUCAGAUUUAAACUGGACGGCAUGCGUUGGGAAAGGCCUCGAGUGACGAUCUUCAAUCCAAAUUGCGUGGAACCGGCAGAACGCCUGCAAGACAUUGAAUUACCAUUAAGAGGAAUGGAAAUCGCUCUAUCACACUGCUCUGCUUUUCCCGUUGAAGCCGUUGAUCAGGAACUCAGAGGUGUUUUAUUCGAUUAUAAGGCUCAGAUCACUCAAAAAUUAGACCAGCAAGCCAAGUGUUUUGCGUCGUCUGAUGCAGCCACAGCUCCAGACAGGAAGAAAGAAAUUUCUAACAUUUUCUUAGGAACUCCAAAAAACCUUUGCAGGGCUUGUAAAGAUCUUCCAACUUCUUUCUUCAUGUACUGCGCAGAACUUCUCUUAAAAGAUUCACACAUUACAAAGAAUGACCAGCCUGUGGUGGAUAAAACCCAGAAAACUGAUGCUGUUCAAUGUAACUCAUGGAAGAUUCGAGAUUUUGUGAUGAACAUGUUGCCCAGGAGUCAGAAUUUGGCAUUUGCAGUCAAGUGCUCGCUUUCAUUAGGCCUUGCGGUAUUAUUUGGCUUGAUAUAUAACAGAGAAAACGGGUACUGGUCAGGGCUCACCAUUGCCAUCAGCUUUGUCACAGAACGACAAGCCACUUUCUCAGUUGCUAAUGCUCGAGGACAAGGAACGGCAAUGGGAUCAAUCUAUGGUAUCCUUUGUUGCUUCCUGUUUGAAAGAUCAGUGGAUUUAAGGCUCUUGCCUCUUUUGCCGUGGGUUGUCUUCUCUUGUUUUCUAAUGCAUGGCAGGAUGUAUGGGCAAGCUGGUGGGAUUUCAGCUGUUAUAGGGGCUCUAUUGAUCCUCGGCAGGAAGCACUACGGCCCUCCUACUCAGUUUGCAAUUGCUAGGAUCACUGAAGCCACAAUUGGGCUCAUCUGUUUCAUCACAGUCGAGAUUCUUAUGAACCCCUCAAGAGCAGCAGCACUGGCAAAAUCUGAACUAUCCCAAUGCUUGAGAUCGCUUCAGGAUUGCAUUGAUGCCAUAGCCAUUUCCCCUGGUGAGAACCAGAUCCCACUGUUACUUUCUCAGACAUUGCGAGAAAGACGGAAGAAGCUGGAAUCUUUUGUGAGUCAAUUAGAAAAGUUCUCAUCGGAGGCCAAGUCAGAGCCAAGUUUCUGGUUCCUGCCUUUCCAUGGUGCUGGCUACAGCAGGUUGCUACAAUCCUUAUCAACGAUGUUAGAUCUCCUGCAUUUUGUGGAAUACUUGACAGAACAUGUCCCACGAUUGUCAGAGAAAGAUGGAGUGAAUUGGCGGGAGCUUCAAGAUCAAAUGGUACAUAAUAUAGAGCUUUUCAAGGCUAAAGUUGGCCCUACACUGAGGCUGCUUGAGGAGAUAACCAGGAUCAAGUCACUCAGCCAAUUUGAACAAAUUUUAAAGUGUGAAAAUAUCCCCAGUGACGUUGAGUCAGGAUAUCCAAAUGCUGACACAUUCAAGAUCUUGUGUGCAAGUGAAGACGCUGAUAGCGCAACAGACUCUGUCCUCCAACAGCUAGGGGAGGCAGUUAAGAUGAUUCACACAAAAAAAGAUGAACAGAUACUUAUAGGCCAAAUAAUUUUUCAAUACAGCUGCUUGGGAUUCUGCAUCGUUAGCUUGAUGAGAGAAACAAUAAAGAUUGAAAAUGAGGUCAAACAACUACUUAUUUGGGAGAACCCCUCCAGUCGUGUAAAUUUCAAUGAGAUUUAUUGUAAGAUCAACGCUCUGCAUUCAGAAUAAACCUAGCUCCAUGAUUUGGAAUUAGUCUAGAGAAGUGACUUCCCCUACUAAUUAAGAGAUCUCAUGCACAAGAAAAACAAGUUCAUCUGAAUGUAAACCACGCCCCACCCACCCGGGGAAAAAGGGGGUGACCAAAAAAAAAAAAAACUUUAAU
Messenger RNA from Prosopis cineraria, 2811 nucleotides. RefSeq lists its product as uncharacterized. Bases 210 to 2657 code for a protein of 815 amino acids. The record is from RefSeq and is a predicted model, not a curated record. Lineage: Eukaryota; Viridiplantae; Streptophyta; Magnoliopsida; Fabales; Fabaceae. Gene Ontology annotation, cellular component: plasma membrane. Gene Ontology annotation, molecular function: transmembrane transporter activity. Gene Ontology annotation, biological process: transmembrane transport. The transcript has 3 exons.